Molecule: messenger RNA, 3529 nt
Organism: Salvelinus namaycush (lake trout)
Lineage: Eukaryota; Metazoa; Chordata; Actinopteri; Salmoniformes; Salmonidae
Product: zinc finger protein with KRAB and SCAN domains 1-like
Exons: 7
Coding region: 227-2131 (634 amino acids)
Cellular component (GO): nucleus
Source: RefSeq, a predicted model, not a curated record
UGUAAACGGAAGUAAACAAUGUCAACGACCAAGAAACAUUUCCACUUUAGCGUUUUUAAUUCGGUUAUUUAGACGUUUAUCAACACAAUAUAACUCAGAAUAUGGACCAUUUAACAGCACAGCACCACACUCUUACCCCAUGUAGUCUUUAAUUCGCGUUGUAGACAGGACUUUAUUGAUAGAUGUUAUCUAGGUAACGCUAGCUAGCUGCUAACGUUAGCUAACAAUGGCUAACUGUAUGGUUUUUCACACUCAAAUAGCCUCCAUCAUGGAGGUGCUUGCGAAUGCUGCCGUGGCAGAUAUUUGUAAACUCGUAGACGACGACUAUGCAGUGUUUCGUUUGGAAAUUUCUCAAAGCCAGAAUGAUAACAGGGCAUUGCGGAGGAAACUACAGUUACUGGAACUGAAGAUGGCACGGGAGCGCGCAGAGAGGACAAUGCGAGAUCGCGUCGUCGCCAGUCGUCCUAGUAGUGUCAAGAUCCUCGACCGAUACAGAGGAAUGGCAAGAGGUGAAGGAAAUCUCAAUGGGGGCCACAAGAGCUUUGUGAAACCAGCGGGACACAAUACAUGGAGCGAUGACCAACCAAUCACUGUUGAUGAGGGGAGUGGAACCUCAACCCAGCAUGUUAUCGUGAUAGAGGAUGCAGAGGCUGCAGGUCCUGGGGUCAAACUGGAGAGUUCUGAAGGAGAGGAGGACACACGGCACAGCAGUGACAUCCAGACUGGACUGGCUGGAGUACCCCCUGUGGCCACGGAGGACCGUACCACCGCCUCAGCGCAGCCCAGGACCCGAAGCAGCAUCAUGGAGGAGGAGGAGGGUCUGGAGGUGCUGCUGGUGAAGGAGGAGGGGUGUGAGGAGGGUCUGGGGAACCCUAAGGGGACCAUGGUCAUAGAGGACAACCAGACUACACCUCCUCCUGAACCCACAGAGGAACCAGCUGAGCAGCACAGGGCCUCACACAGUAUCACUGAGUCAGUAGACAUGGAGGAAGGGAAGCCUGAUCUGCUGCUGGUCAAAGAGGAGACAAUAGAAGAUGAACCAGAGAGCAUUGACCUGCUGAGUGGACUAAAGAUGGGGGAGCAAGGUUGUUGGCUGGAGGCUAACAGAGGAGACUGGGCGGCCAUCUUGGAUUCCCAGACCCAGAUGGGUGCAGCCAAGGCCCCGGGGGAUGACACCAGAGGCAACAUAUUGGAGUGUGCAGUCCAUGAGGACCUGCUGAAAUCUGGUGUUGCUGGCGGGGGAGAAUGGACCUCUGAAGCGGCUGGUCACAAACCCUGGCCCCGAAUCAGAACCCUGGAUCAGGAGCCAUCGCUCUUCCUUCCCGAGUCAGAACCAGGACCGAACCACGAGGGACAGAGACUCCAGCACCACGCAGAACACAACCAGUGGACAGGUGGACUGAACAACCUCAGUCCUGGUGGUCAUCAGAGAGGCUCCAGUCAGGGAUCCAGUCCGCAGCCCAGACCCUUCUCUUCACAGUCUCAGUGCAGGGAUGGAGCAGGGCCUGGGGCUAAUAGAGAUAGACCCUCCUGUUCCUAUGAUACAAACACCACAGUAUCCAUGAUGAACAGAGCAGGUCACCCUGCACUUCAGCCAUCACAGAGAGUGGUGGGAGACCCCCCUGGUGGUAGUCUAUCAGGAAGUCUGUCUUCUCCUUCAGGGUCUUGUCUAAUGACUAGUGACUGGGUUCAUAGAAAGCCUGGGCCUGGGUCUAGCCUUCCUCAGUUACCUCAUGGUUACCCAACCAAUACAGACAGGGCCAGGAUGGGCGGUCACCACGAGAGGUACCUAGCCUAUAACACAGCACACAAUCCCAACAACACCCAAACAAUGGCUAGAGGUCAAGGAGGGAGCUCAAAGACUAACCACCUGACGGUGGUGGCUCCUGCUUCUACCUCCUCUGGUGUCAUUGGGUCACAACGUGGGAGGCCGAGCAUUAGGACGGAUGCUGAAAAGCCGUAUGCCUGCCCCACAUGUGGGAAGCGCUUCGCUAAGACGAAAUAUAUCAAGCAGCACCAGACCGUUCACACCAAGGAGAGGCCCUUCAAGUGCAAACUAUGUUACAAGAGCUUCUCCUUCCAGAGUAACCUUAUCAAACAUAGGAGUGUCCACAAUGGGGAGAAAUCGUAGCACUGUGGCUUGAGAUAUACACAGGGGAUGUCUGGGAGCAAUUCUUUAGCUGACAUAUUAUAGUCAUCAUGUGAAGUGUCUUAGAGAGAGGGUUUUUUGGAUUACUAAGUCCCUCAGUUGAGCAUCUGGGUACCCUCACAUUCUCACAUGAUACAGACUUGUUGUUUGGUGUGCUGACACGGUAAAUCCAUUUUGAAUUCACUCACUUUUUGACAGCAUCCGUUAUGAUUUAAACAAAACUUUCCAUACAUGUUUGCCCAUGGAAGAAGUUGUCAGAAAGUGACACGUAAACUCCAAUGUUGCAGCUUGGACCCUAUUUCACAUUAUAUGAGGUUUGUGUUGUGCCCCGCCAUCAGUUGAGACACAACAUGCUCUUGAAUACAGGGUGGGUGUCAUUUCAAUCAUAGAAAUAUAACUCAUAGAACGGACCUAUUCCUUCAGACCGCUGUAAUUUACAUUUUUAUUGAAUUUACAUUUUUACUUCUAAUAACUACCACAACAAUGACCUUGGGUCCACCCACAGUUUAAUGUCAAUUUAAAGGGUCAUGUCUAUUAUAUUAUCUUUAUUUCAAUAGGUUUCCUAUGGAGGAUUGGCAGUAUAAUUUGAAACAACAGAUAUUCACAUUCAAGUCAACAUUCUCGGAUGUGUGGACCUCCAACCAUCUUUGUGGUACCAUUUGAAAUUUGAAAUGUUUGUACAUUUAUCAUCCAAAACAUGACACCCACCCUGUAUUCAAGAGCAUGUUUUGUCUCAACUGAUGGCGGGCACAACACAAACACCUUAGAUUAUGUCAAACAGGCUAAGAUACAGCAUAUGCGAAUAUGAAAAAAAUCUGAUUACAGAUUUAGAUAAUUGACUUUUUAAAAACGUUUUAUUAAUACUUAAUUAAAAAAAAUAUAUAAAAUAAAUCUCCAGAAAUCAUAAAAUAGUUUGACAACCCUGUUUGUAAUUUUUUUAAAUAUAAAUCCCAACCGUUUAUCUUUUCCAGUGAUGAAGUCAUGGAUGUCUCAUGGUAUGGUGGGAUAUGCAAAAUGGGUCAACUUUGAGCACCUUUAUCUCCUGAAUUUUUUGGUAUUCAGAUCCAAAAAGUUACUUUCUGAGCACUUAUACCAUGGUUUUUGUUCAAAUCAAAAGGGGUGCCAUCAAAAAGUCAUUGAAUUCAAAUGGAUUUACCCAUAGCCAAAACACUGUCAUUAAAGUGUAACACUAUAUUUCCCCUCAGACUUUGGUUUUGGCUAUGUUCUAUUCAUAACAAAUAUAAUGUCCCUCUUUUGUUAUAACACCUUUAUAACACCCCCUCCCCCCAACAUUAUUUGGCAAUCAGGUGAUACCUGUUCCUUUAUGUACAAAAAAAAUAGGUGAUCAAAUCUGUUAAUAAAUGAGAAAUAAUUUUGUGA